Molecule: messenger RNA, 300 nt
Organism: Drepanopeziza brunnea f. sp. 'multigermtubi' MB_m1
Lineage: Eukaryota; Fungi; Ascomycota; Leotiomycetes; Helotiales; Drepanopezizaceae
Source: RefSeq, a predicted model, not a curated record
AUGAUACAUAAACUAUCCUCUUUCCCAGCUCAGCCACGAUCAUCAAUCUGCUUUCCUGACGACGACGAUGACGACGGCGACGUCGACUUGAAUGACCGCGAGUCGGAAACGAGAAUCGAUGGAUCGCGUGGUGCGGUUUUCUUCUUCUUCUUCUUCUUCUUCUUCUCCUUCGCACUGCUUGAUACCUUCUAUCGCGAGCGCGCGAAGCAUGAGGCGAAGCAUGAGGCGUCUGUUUUCAUGGGUAGAUGGCGAGACCCGGACCCCAAACCCAGACCCGGACCCCAGACCCCAGACCCCUAG